Messenger RNA from Necator americanus (New World hookworm), 780 nucleotides. RefSeq lists its product as uncharacterized. The record is from RefSeq and is a predicted model, not a curated record. NCBI's taxonomy places the organism in Eukaryota, Metazoa, Nematoda, Chromadorea, Rhabditida, Ancylostomatidae. The transcript is spliced from 3 exons. Bases 1 to 780 code for a protein of 259 amino acids.
AUGAAAGCUAAGCUCGCCGUGGCAUGGCUGCUUAGUUUGGGGAAACGUCUCUUUGCCACUCCAGCAUAUUCACUGCCUCAGUACCCUGCACACUGGGCCCUGCCGUCUCAGACGUCGGACGGUACGGCAACCUGUGAGAGGCGAUCAAAUCUCAGAGGAGGUUCCGUUGCCAAAUGUGUUGAGCGUGCCUCGAAGCCGCGCACGACAAACUUGGGUCGAAUUUCGAAGACCACCAAGGAAUUGUUGGAAAGAAGAAGGACUUUGAGGCUUGAUAUAAAUGCAUCGCACAUUGAGCGGCAGAAGAAGAUCCUGGAAGCAGCACAAAGAAGAUCGAGUCUAAAGAACUGCCGCAGGGAUCUUCGCGAAUAUAAUAUUCCGCUAGCAGCCCUGCCGAGCGCAGACGGGACUCGCACGUCUUCUCAUCGUGAAGUGGAAAUCAUUACGGAGAGGUCCUACUCGAACCUUUUCCGCUCAUCAACUCCUGUGUCAAGUCCGAUCAUCCCCGCUGGUGAAGCUCCACCACGGAUUCUCCCCUCGGAAGUACGAGUCGCUACCAAGAGCAUGAAACCUGGCACAGCCCUCGGACCUGAUUUUAUAUCAGCUGACUUUCUUCGGGCUGGUGGCCAUCCGCUUCAUGUAAUCUUAGCAGCGCACAUGACAUUCUUUUCAGACUUCAGAGAGAAAGGAUCCCAGACCAGUGGAAGACCUCGCGAACCGUUCUUAUCCACAAGAAAGGUGACCGAGAGGACCUUCGGAAUUACCGUUCGAUAUGCUUGCUGA